Messenger RNA from Lotus japonicus, 880 nucleotides. RefSeq lists its product as uncharacterized. The transcript is spliced from 2 exons. Bases 132 to 827 code for a protein of 231 amino acids. NCBI's taxonomy places the organism in Eukaryota, Viridiplantae, Streptophyta, Magnoliopsida, Fabales, Fabaceae. The record is from RefSeq and is a predicted model, not a curated record.
AUUUAAUGUUAAUGUGAAUCAUGACCAUUGACUCCAAUACCCAUCUUAUUAGUUUAUAACUCAAGGCUUUGAUUAAAACCAAGACCUCCACUUUUCCUCAACUAGAACUCCUCUUAGCAAGGAGCAACUUUAUGAGUAUGGAGUUCCAAAGGGAGUACCUGGAUUUGAUUUUGGUCCCUAGUGGGUUGCUCAUCAUGUUUGCUUAUCACCUCUUUCUGCUAUACAAAUAUGUCAAUCGCCCUCACACUACAGUCAUGGGAUUUGAGAAUGAUGACAAGAGAACUUGGGUUGCAAAAAUCAUGCAGGCUGAAAACAAGGAUGUUAAAACAGCUUUGUCUGUCCUUCAAAGCCACUCAUCAACUGCUACAUUCUUGGCCUCAGUCUCUUUGACUCUUUGUGCUCUUAUUGGAGCUUGGAUUGCCAACAAUUCUAGUGUUUUCUUCCAGAGCCAAUUAAUCUAUGGUGACACAAGACCAACCACCAUUUCUAUCAAGUACAUUUGCCUCCUAAUCUGCUUCCUCCUUGCUUUCUCAUGCUUUGUUCAGUCAGCAAGGCACUUUGUUCAUGCAAACUACUUGAUAAGCAUGCCAGAUAGUUUUGUCCCAGUGAGUAGUGUGCAGCUUGCAGUUGUGAGGGGAAGUGAUUUUUGGUCACUUGGUCUAAGAGCACUCUAUUUUGCUCUUGACUUGCUUCUUUGGUUUUUUGGGCCAAUGCCCAUGUUUGUUUGCUCAGUGGCUAUGGUGCUGGUUCUCCAUUAUCUUGACUCAAAUUCAAGGCCAUUGCACUCUACUAUGAUGCCAGUUUCAUAUGGCAAAAUGAGGCCUUGACAUAAAUUAAUAAGGAACUCGCAAUAUUUCUUAAUGAAGAACAAAUUUGGUAA